Chroicocephalus ridibundus (black-headed gull) is the source of this 969-nucleotide messenger RNA. It is a transcript of the gene PIGF, whose product is annotated as phosphatidylinositol glycan anchor biosynthesis class F. Gene Ontology annotation, cellular component: endoplasmic reticulum membrane. Gene Ontology annotation, biological process: GPI anchor biosynthetic process. NCBI's taxonomy places the organism in Eukaryota, Metazoa, Chordata, Aves, Charadriiformes, Laridae. The coding region runs from base 166 to 825 and encodes 219 amino acids. The record is from RefSeq and is a predicted model, not a curated record. The transcript has 6 exons.
GGCGGCCCCGCGGCGGCGGCGGUAAGAGGCGGGCCCGGCCCCUCACCCCUCUCACGGCCCGCGGCAGCGUGCCGCUGGGCCAGGCCGCGGCCUGAGGCCUGUCAGGAGGCCACCCUGCUGCCUCCCGGCUGGAGAGGGAGCGGUGGCCAGUGAAUAGGGAACACGAUGAAAGAAGCAGAAAUAAGGAGGCUCCUGGCUGCCAACCUCCUCUGUGUCUUUUCAAUUAUCCUGACAGCAAUUCUUCCGGCUUUCUUCUGGAAAGGAUUCACGGUUUUGGGAACACACCUCGCGUGGCUGUGUAUUUGUUCUGUUUCUGUUAGUACCCUUAAUGUAAUCUUGCACUUAGUCCUUAGGCCAAAUCUGACUCCUAAGAGAAGUUCAUUUGCUCAUAAGAUAUCCAGAUUUCUAAAAUGCUGUAUAUACUUUUUCAUGUCUUGCAUACUAUUUCAUGCGAUUAUUGUUCUUUAUGGAGCGCCUCUCAUAGAGUCAGUGACUGAGACGUUUUUGUUUGCAGUUCUCCUGUCUACCUUUACUACUUUACAAUGCUUGUGUAUACUGGGACCAAACAUACAAGCAUGGAUACGGGUAUUUAGUAAAAAUGGAGCUAUGUCCAUCUGGGAAAGCAGUCUACAGAUUACUACCAUGGGCAGUAUACUAGGAGCUUGGUUUGGAGCAUUUCCUAUUCCUCUUGAUUGGGAUCGGCCUUGGCAGGUGUGGCCCAUUUCCUGUUCCCUCGGAGCUACCUUUGGCUAUAUGGCUGGUCUGAUUAUUGCACCUCUGUGGAUACACUGGAACCGGAAGCAGCUUACAUACAAAAGCAGAUAACUGGAGCAAAGAGAGACAAGGUAUUUCUUUGUGCAGAUUCCAUACAGACUGUGCAAAAGUUGUUGUUUUUAUAAGAUAUAUAUAUAUAUAUAUAUACGUAUAGUCAAAGCAGAAGACUAUCCAAAUUCAUUUAGAGUAUUUCAG